Messenger RNA from Meloidogyne enterolobii, 297 nucleotides. The record is from the annotation of a GenBank genome assembly. NCBI's taxonomy places the organism in Eukaryota, Metazoa, Nematoda, Chromadorea, Rhabditida, Meloidogynidae.
AUGCGUACAAUGAAAAUGGAAAUUGAUCUCUUUCACGGCGGCGAUCAGAUAGAAAUUGCAAUAGUUCGGGCACCAAAUAUGAGCUUAAAAAUAGAGAGGGAACGAAUAAAUAAAUUAGUUGAAGAAUUCGAAAAUAUUCCUUAUUGUAUAGGCAAAAAUGGGACAGAAUUUUGGUUGAGAGAAUAUAUUAAAUAUGCCGAUCAGACCGGGUCUUUUUUAAUUGAAAAUGAUAAUUGGUCGUGGAAUAGGGGUGUUUAUGAAUGGUCGAGACUGUUUGCUUUUUAUAAGUUGUGGUAA